Dromiciops gliroides (monito del monte) is the source of this 3218-nucleotide messenger RNA. It is a transcript of the gene SEC14L2, whose product is annotated as SEC14 like lipid binding 2. The record is from RefSeq and is a predicted model, not a curated record. The coding region runs from base 124 to 1347 and encodes 407 amino acids. Gene Ontology annotation, cellular component: cytoplasm. The transcript is spliced from 12 exons. Lineage: Eukaryota; Metazoa; Chordata; Mammalia; Microbiotheria; Microbiotheriidae.
GGUGCUUGGCACCGGGCCCCCGCGGCCCGGGCAAAAAGGCUGGGACUGGGCCGCCGGGGGCGGCGGGAGAGUGGGUCCGGACACCCCUCCAAGCGCGCCGCAGGCUCGGGCUCCGGAGGCACCAUGAGCGGCCGGGUCGGGGACCUGAGCCCAAGGCAGGAAGAGGCUCUGGCCAAGUUUCGGGAGAACCUCCAGGAUGUGCUGCCCCUGUUACCGACCCCGGACGACUAUUUCCUUCUUCGAUGGCUCCGAGCUCGAAGCUUCGACCUGCAGAAGUCAGAGGCCAUGUUGAGAAAGCAUGUAGAGUUCCGGAAACAAAAGGAUAUUGAAAAUAUCAUGAGUUGGCAGCCCCCAGAGGUAGUCCAGCAGUACUUGUCCGGUGGGAUGUGCGGCUUUGACCUUAACGGCUGUCCUGUCUGGUAUGAUGUCAUUGGGCCCUUGGACGUCAAGGGGCUGCUGCUCUCUGCCUCCAAGCAGGAUCUGCUCAGGACCAAGAUGAGAGACUGUGAGAUGCUCCGGCUGGUCUGUGCCCAGCAGUCGGAAAAGCUGGGGAAGAAAAUAGAGACCCUGACUAUGGUGUAUGACUGUGAGGGGCUGGGCCUCAAGCACCUCUGGAAGCCUGCGGUAGAGCUCUAUGGGGAGUUCCUCUGCAUGUUUGAGGAGAAUUACCCAGAGACUCUCGGACGCCUCUUUGUUGUGAAAGCCCCCAAGAUAUUCCCUGUGGCCUACAACCUCAUCAAACCUUUCCUGAGUGAGGACACGAGGAAGAAGAUUAUGGUUCUGGGGGCGAACUGGAAGGAGGUUUUACUGAAGCACAUCAGCCCAGACCAGCUGCCCAUGGAUUACGGGGGCACCAUGACUGAUCCUGAUGGGGACCCCAAGUGCAAAUCCAAGAUCAACUACGGGGGUGAAAUCCCCAAGAAGUAUUACAUCCGGGACCAGGUAAAGCAGCAGUAUGAGCACACGAUCCAGAUCAGCAGGGGCUCCUCCCAUCAGGUGGAGUACGAGAUCCUCUUCCCGGGUUGUGUCCUCAGGUGGCAGUUCAUGUCAGAUGGGGCAGACGUGGGCUUUGGGGUGUUCCUGAAGACAAAGAGUGGUGAACGGCAGAGAGCAGGCGAGAUGACCGAGGUCCUUCCCAACCAGAGGUACAAUGCCCACCUGGUCCCUGAGGAUGGAACACUCACCUGCAGUGAGCCUGGAAUCUAUGUCUUGAGGUUUGACAAUACCUACAGUUUCAUCCAUGCCAAGAAGGUCAGCUUCACAGUGGAGGUGCUGCUCCCAGACAAGGCCUCCGAGGAGACGCUACAGCAGCUGGGAGAGAAGGGGCUGGCACCUUCUCAGCAGUGAGGGCCGCCGCCACCCUGGCCCAGCCCCUGCCCAGGCCUGCUUACCCCGCCACACGACCCCACCCCCUGCAGCUCGCUAUUAGGGAUCUGGGUCAGAGGCUGGGACAGUGUGCACCCCUGCCUCACUUCUGGGGUACAGUUGGAUCAGCCUGAAGAUGGGGUGAGAGGGGGUUAACUUGGGAGGUGGAUAGAGGCAGGGCAGCCCAGGAGAAGUCCCUUUUCUCUCUCCACCCUCCAACUUAACUCGGGGUCCCAUGGGUGCUGGGCGCUGGUGGGAUCUGACCAUCCUCUGACUUGUGCCAACCUUAGUUUCUGUCCUGGGCCAGCUGCCCCAGCCUGGGGGAGAGGGAGCCAGAUACUGCUGAGGGGAAAGGGUGGGGGGAGAUGGCUGGCAUUAGACGUCAGGACUCUGGCUCUGGGCUGUGAGCCUGGGCCCCAAGAAACACACUUCUAGAGAGAGAAUAGAGGUAGCUGAUAUCAGGGGGGCUCAGAGGCGUAGCUGGGCCAGGCAUGGGGCUGCUUUGGCCCCAGUUUAGGUCAGAAGGGGGAGGGGUCCUCCUAGACACAAGAGGCCAGGCACAGGGGCCCCCAGGCUAUUCCUGACUUUAAGAGAUUUCAGGGGCUCCUGUGGCCGGGGUGGCUUAAUCUCUAAUGAAUACUGAUAAUUAAUACUGAGAACUACCUAUAUCCAAGGCUUGGGCCCCUGCCCAGCACUGCCUCCUCCAUUCUGUGGGAGGUAAAGGAGAUGCAAAGCUCAGAUAAAACAUUGUCCCUGCCCUCGGGGAGUUUAUAGUCUAGUAAGGUCCAAGUAAGAUAAACUGGCCAACUCUAACCCAGCCCCAAGAUUGGCACAAAGAAAAGGAAAGCUCAGAGUAUGGAGGCCAUAAAAAGCCACUCCAUCAACCCUUCCACUUUAAGGAGCAGGAAACAGACCCGGAAAGGUGGAGGAACUAGAUCAGGGUCGCAUCCUACUAAGUCAGCAGCAAAGCCAAGACUAGACUUCCAACCUCUGUUCGGGACUCUUUCCACCCUCCUGUUGGUUCUUGACUAAUGGAGGGACAUAGUGGCUGGCAGGUGCAUGGCUUGGGGCUGGGGAAAGCCCUGGCAAAUGUAGCCAUUGGUCACUUGAUGCUGAAGUAUCCUGGGCCAGGCUGAGCCCCCUGAGAAUGCAGCAAGGAUUGUCCCCUCACUUCAAAGAAAUCCAUUUUCCUUUAGUCAGGUCCAAACUGCUGAUGGGGGUACCAGGAGGGUCAACCAGCAUGACCAAGAGCCUUAGGAGCUCGGGAGUGGGGAACAGGGCCCACUGUAUGUCUUUCAUGGGAGAGGGGGGGUCCAGAGAUGACAUCCUGUGUUACCCUCCAUACUCUGAGCACUUGGCUCUAGUGGGCAGAACCAGGAGUAGUGGGUAGGAAGUGGGAGGGAGGCAGACUUACUCAGUUGGUUUAAGGGCAAAAAGCAAACAACUUUCUAAAAAUAUGAGUUGUUCAGAAGUGGAAUGGGUGACCUGGGUAGGUAGUGAGCUCCCCAUCAGUGGAAAUGUUCAAAAGGAGGCUGAAUGGCCGCUCGUCAGGGAUUUCUUAGAGAGGAUACCUAGGUGCCCUUGGAACGUUUCCAGCUGUGGAGAUUGCGUUAUUCUCUGGAGAACGGGGCUGCUUGUGUAGUGAGCUCCCCGUCACUGGAAAUGUUCAAGUGCAGGCAGGAUACCCACUUGGUCAGGGAUGUUGUAGAGGGGACUCUUGCUCAGGUAUGGGGUGAACUAGAUGCUCCCAGAGCUGGCUGCCCUCAGAAUUGGGGGACCCUGGGUCGGAGGGUGUCUCGGUUUACAAAUGCUCUGUUAGGAAAAUUAACCAACGAAUAAAGAAAUCUAUGUGA